Messenger RNA from Trichoderma virens Gv29-8, 1074 nucleotides. RefSeq lists its product as uncharacterized. Lineage: Eukaryota; Fungi; Ascomycota; Sordariomycetes; Hypocreales; Hypocreaceae. The coding region runs from base 1 to 1074 and encodes 357 amino acids. The record is from RefSeq and is a predicted model, not a curated record. The transcript has 4 exons.
AUGGUUCAGCCAGCAGGGGACGGCGUCCAGCUUCUCCAUGCUUCAAUAGUCUUGCUCGUUCUCAGUUGGAUCACAUUCAUUACACGAAUAUCAGUCCGAGUAUGGCGAAAAGCAACAGGUUGGGAUGACAUUUUGAUGUUUAUAGGCAUCCUUCUCUUUACGGUAACAGCUUCCCUAUGCAUUGUCUGCUGCUAUCUCGGAUCUGGUCAGCUUAGAGCUGUCCUGCCUGCCAGUGCAAUCAUGCGCGGGACCAAGCUCUUCUUUAUUGCUGAGUACUUUUACGCCUCCAGCACCGUCUUCAUCAAGGCUAGCAUCGCCAUGACUCUUCUCCGAAUCGCGGAAUCCCGCCGUCGUUAUAAGUGGAUUAUCUGGAGCGUAAUAAUCGCCACGAUCAUUUCAUGCAUCGUCUUCAUAGCCGGCAUUUCCAACAUUUGCCAUCCCAUCACUACUCUCUGGGGUGAAACCACCACCGGAACAUGCAAUCUCGACCUUAACAGCGACGUUAGCUUCUUCUUCUCUGCUAUUGAGAUUAUAACAGACUGGGCUUUGGCGUUUCUGCCUGGGGCCUUGUUGUGGAACAUCCAGAUGAAGAGCAGGGUCAAGUUCUCGGUGGCCAUCAUCCUCGGGAUGGGUGCUUUUGCAAGUUGCGCGACAAUCGUCCGACUCCGCUAUCUAACCCUGUACAGUAACCCCGCAGAAUUCAUGUUCGGCACCGGGAGGAUCGGUCUCUGGUCCAUCAUUGAAGAAGGCAUCGGCAUCAUUGCCGGCUCGCUGCAUGCUCUGCGUCCUCUUCUCUCCCUCCCCAUCUUCGGCGGCAGCACCAGCGGCAACACAAAUGGCUCAGCUUCAGCCAACAAGUACUUGCGGUCGGGCGGCGGACAUCCGGGGAUGCGACCGGAUAUAAACCUGGAUACGUUUCACCAGCUCGGAGAUACGGAUGGGGAUGGGGAGAGCUCCAAGCACAUUUUGAAGGAGACCCAGGUCACAAUGAUGAGAAGCGAGCGAACUGCUUCGCCAGGGGAGUACGACAGGAGUCAGGUUCUGGGGUGGAAGCAGAAUAAUUACGAGGGCUGA